AUGAAGUCAACAGUCGUCCGCCAGUGUGGGCUCAUGGAGCACUUCUCAACCUCGAGACACAAUCUAGGUUUCUACCGGGGCAUCGCGAAUUCAUGCCAGUAUGUACUCUCAAGGGAGGCGUUGCGGGGCCGCCCGAUCCGAGAGGUUAUAGAGCAGGCAGUGGCACGACUGGUCCUUCGUCUUGGCGGAUUGAGAGUCGGCAUCACUGGCGAGGAUACAACCAAGGCAUGCUUCGUGAGCGUGCCGUCCAUGGACCUGCACGAUUUCGUGGAGUGGAGGACCGUGGCGACGACGAACCCAGCGCAGCAUGACGAGCAAGUCCUGCAGGCCAUCAAGAGCAGGCUGGAACAGCUCUGGCCUGACAUUGCGAACCGCCCGCCCUGGAAGCUACUUGUCGUUCAGGACGAGGCAGGCGGAACACCUGAGGACGUCGUUCUCGACCUGGUCUUCGCAAAUCACCAUGCGCUUGCAGAUGGAAAGAGCACAACGGUCUUCCACAGGGAGCUCCUUAGGGAGCUGAACACAACUUCCGACGGCCCACCGCCGGAGCUGAAGGACCACAUUCUCACUUUUGACGCACAGGCACCCCUUAUCCUCGCACCCAGCCAGGAAGACCUCGUGGACCUCAAAAUCUCCUGGUCCUACUUUCUCAAAACCCUCUGGGAUGCAUUCGGUCCGCUGUGGCUGAAAUCCACGCCACCACCCGCCCCCUGGACUGGAAAGCCAGUGGCUAUCGAGCCCAACACGCUCCACCUCCGCCUGGUCACCAUCAACCCUCCGACCGUCCGCCGUCUCAUCGUCGCAUGCAGAGCCCACGGGACCACCCUGAGCGGCAUCCUGCACAUUCUCACACUGGCUGCCAUGGUUAAGCGAGUCCCUGCACAUGUCGCCUCGUCCUUCGCAGGAGAGACGGCUAUUAGUCUCCUGCCCUGGGCGAGGCGGCCUCCUGGCGUCAACAUGGACCUGACGGGGGUCUUGACAGAUCUCAACACGGGGACCAACAGCGUGUGGGACGCCGUUACAGUGAGCAAGCUACGGGCAGGCUUGGGCCGGCGCGGCGACGAGAACGAUAUUGCCGAGGAUUCGCUUCUCUGGCCGCUGGCCGCGGCGUGGCGCAAUGAGAUCAAGGCCAAGGUCGCCACUCUGCCCAACGACGACGUUGUCGGGAUGAUGCAAUACGUUGGCGAUUUCAACAAAUGGUGGCUGGAAAAGAUCGGAAAGGCUAGGUCGGGCACGUGGGCCCUUUCUAAUAUCGGGACGAUCAAGGGCAGUAUUGGUGAGGACCGUGGGGGCUGGCACAUCACGAGGGCGCUCUUCACACAGCCUGUCCACGUUGCUGGACCGGCCUUUAACGUGAACGUCGUCGGGGUGGAGGAUGGACCUGUGAGUGCUGUGUUUAGUUGGCAGGAUGGUGCCAUCGAGACGACAACCAUGGACGAGGUCAUGGCGGAUAUGCACGAGUGGCUCGAUACAUUUGAGAAGGAUGGCAAAUUUGGCAUUUUUACUGGCGCAAGGUAG
Molecule: messenger RNA, 1518 nt
Organism: Cryphonectria parasitica EP155
Lineage: Eukaryota; Fungi; Ascomycota; Sordariomycetes; Diaporthales; Cryphonectriaceae
Exons: 2
Coding region: 1-1518 (505 amino acids)
Molecular function (GO): N-acetyltransferase activity
Source: RefSeq, a predicted model, not a curated record